AUUAUGCCCUGCAGAUUGAAGUAAAUUGGUGUAGUAAUUGAAGUUUGAUCGGAGGAGUUUGGCCGUCUCAUCGAUCAUUAACGUGGGCACUUGGUUAAUUAUGGAGUGAUCAAGGGAAUAACCGGUAUGACUCCACAGGUUUGCAUAGCACAUACACCGAAUAUGACCCCGGCAAAUGGCACUUGUGUAUGUUGUGUACCUUUAUACAUGUGGCAAACGACAAACACAUACUAUUGCUGCCAAAGAGAAUAUGGUGAGUCGGCAGCGGUAGUGGCGGCUGUGGCCUAAAACCAAUGAAGAUUGAAGACCUUCACUUGCUAACACGAGCCACGAGGUGUGUAUCAGGAAUGUGUACAGUACAGUUUAUGUACACGAUACAAGUACAAGCGGAAAAGGACCGCGGAAAUCACCCCAGCCGAUUGUUUUCGAUAUUUAACAACGGUUCCAAGUGCAUAAAAUUACAACGUGCAAUCACUCUAUAACCACCUGCUAAACAAUUCACCUGUGACAGGAAAAGUGAAAGUUUUUUUUACGCUUUGAAUAAACGCUAGUGAUCGAGUAACUUGAGUACUAACGACAGUGUUAGAGGGAGAUAAAGAGAGAGGACUAGAAAAAAAGCAUAAAAAACAGAGUUGAGUACUUGGUAGGCGUUGCUGCUGUCACUUGGCUUCUUUUGUUUUAUAAAGCCUGUGGAUAUAAACAUGCAAGUUUUCUACGACAAUCAGUUGGUCUGAGCUAGUUGGAUUGUUGGUGAUAAUGUCAUUCAUUUUUCCAGUCAUGUGACGAUAUCUUUGAAUUUAUUGGUAAUUUAUAAUAUUACAUAAUUGGUUGGACUGUGUUCUUUAGUGGAAAAUAAAAAUGUUCACGAAAAAGAAAAAGAAGCCCCAAAUUUCAACGCCCACCAAUUUUGAACAUCGAGUACACACCGGCUUUGACAAACGUGAGGGCAAAUUCGUUGGGCUACCGCUACAAUGGGCUUCAAUUGUCGGUAAUAAUCAGAUACUCAAGUCAACAAACAGACCGCUACCUCUUGUUGAUCCCAGUGAAAUCACACCUACCGAAAUAUUGGACUUGAAAACAAUUGUUCGGGGUCAUAAUGAUCCUAGAUUGCCAACUGGUAAAGGAAUUGUCGACGAAAAAGGGGAGAAUGGUUUACCUAAGACUAGCACCGUUGCAAGAUCCAAUUCAUUGAGGUCUUCUAGUCCACCUCGACUUAGACGAGAUUACAGAAAUAAUACAAAUUUACCGCCAUCGGUACCUGAAGGCCAUGAAAUGUCUCCAAGUCCGAGCAGUUAUCAUCAGCUGUAUUCAUCAUCUGAACCCGGAAAAAAUCAUGGACUUUCUGAUAAAGUGCGUCAGAACACAGAGAACCUUGGAGCUGGACUGAAUUCAAAUAUGCACAGUAUCAUUCCCAAUCUGCAGAACAUGAACCCAAACAUGCAGUCCUCUCCAAAUCUUACUCACUCCAAUCUCAAUCCACCGAAUCUAUCAAUCAAUUUCCAAAAUCUCAGUCCUAUUCCGAAUAAUCAGAAUUCUGCAAAUAGUGUUCAACAGAUAAUGCAGGAAAAUGACUUCCAGAGAAUAAAUCCAUCAUCGUCAAUGAAUUUGCCUGCUCAAUGGAAUAAUGGAAAUAAUCAGGGUGGAUCUGCAGACAUGAUGCUCCAGAAAAUCCCCACAAAAGCGUCGCCGGUUGGUUCGAUAGCUUCUCAACGUCCUCUCAGCCAACUAAGCUCCCACUAUGGGAAUAAACAUACCCAGGGCCUACAAAAUUCCUACAGUCUACCUGAAAAUACAGCAACAUCACCAGCAACUGUUCCAAGCACAGCAACUCCUCCUCAACAUGGACAUUUUGGGAAACCCUUGGAGAACGUUCAAUCACAAUCAAUGCAUAAUCUGUCUAAAGUGACGACAGGGCCAGGAAUCACUCCUGAUCAAAAUCAAAAUUUGAAAUCCGCUACUUCUUCUGGGAACAUAUCUAUCGGUCAGCACAUGAAUUCACAGAACAAGCAAAAUGCAGAUCAAAGACUAACUCACGAGCAAUUCAGAACAGCUCUCCAGAUGGUGGUGAGUCGUGGAGAUCCGCGAGAAAAUUUGGAUAAUUUUUUGAAAAUAGGUGAAGGAAGUACUGGCACUGUUUGCAUAGCGACAGACAAAAAAACCAAUCGCCAAGUUGCAGUGAAGAAAAUGGAUCUUCGAAAACAACAGAGACGUGAAUUGCUAUUCAAUGAGGUCGUUAUAAUGCGAGACUAUCAUCAUCCAAAUAUCGUUGAAAUGUACGACAGCUUUUUGGUUGAUGAUGAACUUUGGGUGGUGAUGGAGUACUUGGAAGGUGGUGCACUCACGGAUAUUGUCACUCAUUCACGUAUGGAUGAGAGUCAAAUAGCAACGGUUUGUUCACAGUGCCUCAAACCACUUGCAUAUCUUCAUUCACAGGGUGUUAUUCAUAGGGACAUCAAAUCUGAUUCAAUUUUACUCACUGCUGAUGGUAGAGUUAAAUUAUCAGACUUUGGAUUCUGCGCUCAAGUUUCUCAAGAGCUACCUAAAAGAAAAUCACUGGUUGGCACACCUUAUUGGAUGAGUCCUGAAGUUAUUUCAAGACUGCCUUAUGGACCCGAGGUAGACAUCUGGUCUUUGGGGAUAAUGAUUAUCGAGAUGGUGGAUGGAGAGCCACCUUUCUUUAAUGAACCACCGUUGCAGGCUAUGAGGCGCAUCAGAGAUAUGCCACCACCGAAAUUGAAAAAUUCUCAUAAGGUGAGUCCAAGGCUCCAAGGCUUCCUCGAACGAAUGCUGGUACGUGAUCCAGCACAACGUGCAACUGCUGCCGAAUUAUUGCAGCAUCCAUUUUUGCGACAAGCACAGAAUCCAACAAUUCUCAUUCCACUAAUGCGAGGUGCUCGACAUACCAACUGUUGAUACACACAAUAUCUGCCCGAUCAUUACAAAUCAUUCAAGUCGUUGCAUUAGGUGCUCGCAUGUGCAUAAAAACUCUCCAUCAUUACCUACACUCCAGUGAACAAAAGUGUAAUAUUUAUAGUGACGAUAUGUCUUAUCGACGCAGUAUUUGCUCAUGACCAACUACACAGAGAUUAGAGUAUUUACACUUUUUCUUACUUAGGCUCGUACGAGAAUAUUUAAUCUAGCGCAAAACAAGUGGACGAGAACUUGGCCCAAAUAUGCUGUGCCUAUGAUCAAAAUAUCGAGAUGUAACAUUCCACUCAUUUCCCAUAUCUUCUAUUUUCUUUUUCAACUUUUCUUGGAGUUGACAAUUUAAUAUUCACUUUAUUCGGAUUUCUACAUCACGAAUGAAACAUUAAGUUUAAGUUUAUACGAACGUUGUUAUAUUUAUGAUUCUUUAUUUAAGUUUACACAACAAGUGCCUUGAAGAAUACGGAAAAAGAUUCCUUCCUGCAAAAUGUGAAUAUUCAUUAUCAAAAUGUAUCAUCGAGCUUAUUGCAGGGAAUCCAAAACCACGAUACCCUCUUUGCAAAAAUAUUAAAAAUCCUAACUCUAGGUUUCAUUAGUAUUUAUAGAUCUAAGAAGACCUCACGUUUUUAUUAUUGUAAAGAAACUAAUUUGUAUAAACAAAUUUAUUGACAUGAUGAACAAAAAGCAGCUGGCAAUCGACUGUUCCUGGAGUAAUCAAGCCUUUCUUACAACUUUACAAAAUAAAUAAAAACGAUAAAUGAUAUAGAA
Molecule: messenger RNA, 3693 nt
Organism: Fopius arisanus
Lineage: Eukaryota; Metazoa; Arthropoda; Insecta; Hymenoptera; Braconidae
Gene: mbt
Product: serine/threonine-protein kinase PAK mbt
Exons: 4
Coding region: 859-2913 (684 amino acids)
Biological process (GO): protein phosphorylation; regulation of MAPK cascade; intracellular signal transduction
Cellular component (GO): cytoplasm
Molecular function (GO): protein serine/threonine kinase activity; ATP binding
Source: RefSeq, a predicted model, not a curated record